UCCCUAAAAAUGAAUGGGAAUGGGUCUGGGUGCUAAAUAAAGGCAUGGUUUCUACUGUCCUGUGUUUUCAGGCUCUGUCCUUCCUCAGUAGACACGGAGCCCUGAAUGGCAGAGCAGAAUCACACCUCAGUGGCAGAGUUCGUUCUCGAGGGCCUGAGCGACCAGGCGGAGAUGAAGGCAGCCCUCUUUGUGCUGCUGCUGCUCAUCUACACCGUCACGCUUUUGGGCAACAUGGGGAUAAUCGUAGUCAUCCGAGGUGACCCACGGCUCCACACAUCCAUGUACUUCUUCCUUGGCAGUCUCUCCGUUGUUGACAUCUGCUUCUCCUCUGUGAUUGCCCCCAGGACCUUGGUGAACUUCCUAUUGGAGAGGAAGACCAUUUCCUUCGUGGGCUGCAUGGGCCAAGCUUUCUUCUACAUCGUCUUUGUGACGACCGAGUGUUUCCUGCUGGCUAUCAUGGCGUACGACCGGUACGUGGCCAUCUGUAACCCCCUGCUCUACUCCUCUGUUAUGACUCGGAGGUUGUGCAUGUGGCUGGUGGUGGGGUCCUACAUUGGGGGUGUCCUGAACUCCAUCAUACAGAUGACCUUCAUCAUCAGGCUGCCCUUCUGCAGCUCCAAUGUCAUCAACCACUUUUUCUGCGACGUUCCCCCCCUCCUGGCUCUGUCCUGUGCCAGCACAUACAUCAACGAGAUGAUUCUCUUCUCUUUGGCUGGCAUCAUUGAGCUCAGCACCAUCUCCACUAUUCUGGUCUCCUACAUCUUCAUCUCCUUUGCCAUCCUGAGGAUCCGUUCAGCUGAAGGCAGGCAAAAAGCCUUCUCCACCUGCGUGUCCCACCUGACAGCGGUCACCAUGUUGUAUGGGACAACAAUCUUCAUGUAUUUACGCCCCAGCUCUAGUUACUCCCUGAACACCGACAAAGUGGUCUCCGUCUUCUACACAGUGGUGAUCCCCAUGCUGAACCCUCUCAUCUACAGCCUGAGGAACAAGGAGGUGAAGGAUGCUCUGAGGAGAACAGCAGAAAGAAUCACAGUCAGGCUCUGAACCCUCUCAUUAAAACCUGAUACAGGAAUGUGGGUAACAUGGGGAUUUUCCCAGAGGCUGUGGAGCCUCCACCCAUGGAGAUAUUCAAAAGUUGCCUGGACGAGGCCAUGAGCAACCUGAUGUGGCUGUGAAGUCAGCUCUGCUUUGAGUGGGACAUAGAAUAAUUUUUGAUCAGAAAGGACAUCUAGGAGGUCUCUGGUCCUAUGAAUGGCAAGUUAUACACAUAUAUACAUGUAUGUGUGUAUAUGUAUAAAAAUACA
Molecule: messenger RNA, 1304 nt
Organism: Aquila chrysaetos chrysaetos
Lineage: Eukaryota; Metazoa; Chordata; Aves; Accipitriformes; Accipitridae
Product: olfactory receptor 1052-like
Exons: 1
Coding region: 106-1044 (312 amino acids)
Biological process (GO): G protein-coupled receptor signaling pathway; sensory perception of smell
Cellular component (GO): membrane
Molecular function (GO): G protein-coupled receptor activity; olfactory receptor activity; odorant binding
Source: RefSeq, a predicted model, not a curated record